AUGCGAAGUUUGUUCUGGACUCGAGUCCAGAGUUCUCUGGACGCCUUGCUUGGCAGAAGACCUCCUCCGUCCCUUGGCUUCGCUUUCGACGUUGGAACGACGUUGCCUCAGUCUUCAUCGUCUUCUGGAUACGGCAUUCGCGAGAUGAUCAACGACAUGAGAAUCGUCUUCGGCGUUCCCAAGUACCGAACCAGUAAACGUCCGUUUUUAGUGUUUCCUGAAUUUCGAAAAAUGAUUGAGAACGCGUAGAGAAGCCUGGAAGUUUUUUUUCUAAUUUCGGAGGAUUAUUUCAGAAAGAUUUUGAGGUCCUCUGGUUCAGUUCAUUACAAAAACUCUGAUAAUUUUGAUUUCUUUUUUUUCAGCCAAGAAAGUGACUCGUAAAUUCUCGUAUACGCGACUUCUUCAGCCGGUCGAAAAUCUCGUUUCUUGUCCUUCUUGCUCUAAUAUCCAUCCCUCGGACACGAUCUGCGAGAAGUGCUAUGAAAAGGUCAGUUUUUCCUAUUAAAAGAAGUUGUAAAAUAUUGAAAACGGUUCGAUUUGGAUCAUUAGCCUUCAAAAUUGAAAUCUGCGGUCAAAACUUAAAAGAAAAAAUAACGUUUUCUCUUUUGAUCACAUGAGAAAAAAGUUUGAGAAGGGUUUUAGUAAUAAGAAAAUAGGCUUUGAUUGAAUAUAAGCUGUGAAAGUUUAGAACGGAAGAAAGCUUUUUUUGGCUAGCUGUUUUGAAAGAUGUGUGAUUGAAUGAAUAUUCGAACUUUUCCGAAUUAUAGUAAUUUAAUUUGAAGAUCAAAAAAAACUUUUCGAACGUGCUCAUUCGAAGGAUUUAGGUCCGGUUGCUGACAAACGAUAUAAAGAGAAAAAUGAUGGAUUACAAUCCGUACGUCGGCGAAAAACAGGAUAAAGAGGUUGGUCGAAACGCAUUUGAGAAAGGAACAUUUGAAAAGAGUUUAUUAUACAUACAGUCGUAUAUAAAUGGCUCCUACGUGGGAGCCAAUAGUCGUCUCUAGAAUAGAUGAAAGCGGGCUCUUCAGUUUUCAAAGCUUCAUUUAACCCAAUUUUUUCCGGUCCAAGGAUCCCUCGUAGUUCAGAGACCUCAGUCUUUGGAGAUCAAUCGAUUUUUUCUGGAAAAAUUCCGUUUUUCUGUACAUUGUCUCUCGCUCCGUUCAUAGUUUCUCACGAUUCGAUCUUACAGAUCUAUGUGAAGUUUGGCAACGAGACUUUGCCGGAAGACGGCGUCGUGGACGGGAAAAGAGUCGUGGAACUGGAGCAGGACCGGCCGAGCUGGUUCCGAAAAAUUUUGACGAAGAAAAAUUAGGAUUUCGUUCGUCUUUUCCAAAUAUUAUUUGUUAAGUUUGUUUUUGAAAAUCCGUCAAAAAUUUUUAACUGUAGUUUUUUUGUUUAGGAUAUAAAAAUUGUUUGCUGUUUACAUUUUUAGGAAAAAUCGUCUAAUAAAAAAAGAUUUUUUUAAAAAUAUAUUUCGGCAAUGAAAAAUUGAAAAAGAAUUUCGAAGUCGGCUCAUGAGAAGAAAUGUCACACAGUUCGGGUAAUUUUUUUGAAAGUUUAGGUUAAGAUCAAAUUUUUCUACUCACAGGUAAUGUGAAAAAAAUAAUUUAUGAAUAUUAUUUGAAGUUUUUUUCGUGGAUUUGUUUAAAAAGAGUUGAGGAGCUUUAUAAAAGGAGAUAUAACUUCGAAAAAACCGAAAAAAAAAUUUACCAGCGUAUAAAGUUGAGAUAUGAGAGCACCUGUACAGUAUUUUCAGUUUUUCAAAUGUUUCAAAUGUGUAGUGAGAAGUUUUUCAUCACCAAUUUGCAUCAGUUUUCCGAGACCGGACUUUUUUUAGAGACUUUUUUUGAAAUUAAGAGACGUCUCCUUUUUUCAAAUGUCUCAGACUAAUGUUAAAUUAAGUUUUCGGAAAUGCCAAGUUUGCUUUCUACCAAAUUCCAUCAUUUUUUCGUUACUGGAUCGCUGACAUUCACCACUUUUCAUGUCGUGCGCCAAUUCAACACCAAUUUUUGCCCCUAAGCCGCAGGUGUUGAACCGAAGGCUAGGAAAGGUGUGUCAUUUCAACCAUUAAUGGAGAUGCACACGCGAGCAACAACUACCGUACACCUGGGUUGUUUGCUCACAGAGCCGCGGGAGUCUAAUGAAGGCGAGUCACGUCAGGAUUCCUCUGUAUCAACUUGCGCGGAGGCGAUACGUAUGCAUGGACAUGGGGUUAAUGGCCGGUCGCGUGACUUGUCGCCUUCUGUCUUGGUCGCCUGUACCCGGCCGUCGCCAAGAGGAAGCCCCGGCCCGGGUGUCGGUAAAGAAGAAUUCUCGGGCGAAAAUCCUCGAAAGCUUCAUUCAAAUAAAGAUCUUCUAA
Messenger RNA from Caenorhabditis auriculariae, 2359 nucleotides. The record is from the annotation of a GenBank genome assembly. Lineage: Eukaryota; Metazoa; Nematoda; Chromadorea; Rhabditida; Rhabditidae.